AUGAAUACAUGUGAGUUUUACUAUAUUAGCCGACGAAAUAAUUUACCAAUACAAGCCAAAGGUAUCGAAAAAUCAUGGCCCGAACUUCAGCAAGAGUUUGGUCGCACUGGGCCAGGUUAUCCAGGUGCAACUUAUUAUAAAACCAUUAGCUCUGAAGGACCUCAGUUAUUUGCUGUUGUCAAUAAAAAAUGGGUUUUAUAUCAUGAAGGAGAUAAAUGGCAUCGAUAUAUUACAGCAUGUGGUUUGAAAUUUGAAACAGUACAAUACAAUAGAUUGAAUUCUAACAGAGCAAUCAAUGAACAAGAAGAUGAAUCAUGGGUUAUUGUUUCAGAGAAUGAUUUCGAUACUGAGUUAGCUAAUGAUAAUAUGUAA
This is a messenger RNA of Rotaria sp. Silwood1, 372 nucleotides long. The record is from the annotation of a GenBank genome assembly. NCBI's taxonomy places the organism in Eukaryota, Metazoa, Rotifera, Eurotatoria, Philodinida, Philodinidae.